AUGAAAGAAGGAGAUACCGUGAAGGAGUACUCUGCCAAACUUCUGGAAAUUAUAAAGAAAAUAAGAUUAUUUGGUGAAAUUUUUCCAGUUUCAAAGGUGGUGGAGAAAAUGAUGAUAAGCUUACCGGCAAGAUUCGAGUCUAAGAUUUCAGUAGUAGAGGAAUCGUGUGAUUUGAAAACUUUAUUUGUCACAGAGCUGAUUAGCAAGUUGCAAGCCCAAGAACAAAGAACAAGUAUAAAAGAUGAAGAAGUAGAAGAAGUGGAAUUUCAAGCAAAGCACAAAGGCAAGCAACCUGUGAAGGACAAUAGGAGAAUGGAAGGAGAUAAAGCAACAAAGAAAAAGUCAUGGACUGAAUCUUCACAAAAAGGAAAUUUUCCACCUUGCGUCCACGGUAAAAGAACUAACCAUCAAGAAAAGGAUUGUUGGUUCAUAGGAAAGCCAUCAAUUCAGUGCAGAUUUUGUAGAAAAAUGGGUCAUAGUGAGAAUAAUUACAGGGCAAAGCAGAAUCAGCCACAACAACAUGUUCAGCAGGUAAACUUCACAGAAGAGUUAGAAAAGGAAGAAAGCUUUUUCAUGGCUUCUCAUGAAGAAAACAAAUCCAACCAAUCCAAAUGGUUCCUAGAUAGUGGGUGCACGAGUCAUAUGUCACUUAAUGAGCUCAUGUUUCACACACUUGACAAGUCACUUAAAGCUAAAGUUAGGAUGGGAAAUGGUGCAACAUUAGAAGAACAUGGAAAGGGUUCAGUUUUCUUUCAAACUAAACAAGGUACAAAGCUUAUACAUGAUGUAUUGUAUGUUCCUUCUUUAGCAUGUAACCUGUUGAGUGUUGGCCAAAUGAUGUCUAAAGGCUACUCUUUACUUUUUAAGGGAAAACAUUGUUUGAUCUUUGAUAUUGAUGAUACUUUGAUUGACAAAGUAGAAAUGGUGGAUAGGAUCUUUCUAGUAGAUGGAAAGUUUGAUAGUGCCAAUUUUGUAAAAUUGGAUGAUUCAUGGUUAUGGCACAGAAGAUAUAGGCAUUUUAACUAUGCUACUUUAAAAUCUAUGUAUGAGAAGGGCAUGACUAAGGAUUUAUCUGAGAUCUCACUUUGUAAAGAAGUGUGUGGGUCAUGUCAAAUGUGCAAGAGUGGCUGCAAGCUGAAGGCUUUAAGGUCAGACAAUGGAGGUGAAUAUACUUCAAAUGAGUUCAAUAAGUAUUGUGAAGAUGCAAGGAUUGAUCACAAGUACGUUAUUCACCAGAACAAAAUGGAGUCUCAGAGAGGAAGAAUAGGACGGCUACCAACUAAAGUUGUGGGUGAUAAAACUCCUAUUGAGGCAUGGAGUGGAAAAAGGCCAUCGGCCAAGCACUUAAAAAUCUUUGGUUCGAUAUGCUAUUCUCAUCUUCCUUCAGAAGAAGCAAGCUUGAACCAAAAGGAAGAAGCUGAAGAAUCAGAUAGUGAAUCCUCACUUGAUUCGCCAAUUUUGAAGACAAAGUCCCUUUCCGAGAUAUAUGAAAGAUGCAAUGUUGCAAUCAUGGAACCCAAUACAGAAGCAUUAAAACAUGAAGUUUGGAAUGAAUCUAUGAAGGAGGAGAUUGGUAUGAUAGAGAAGAAUGACACUUGGAAGCUGGUUGAUAAACCCAAAGACAGAAAUAUAAUAGGGGUGAAAUGGGUUUAUAGAACCAAACUUAAUCUAGAUGGUUCAGUUAAUAAACACAAAUCAAGGCUUGUUAUGAAAGGUUAUAUGCAAGUUGCAGGUCUGGAUUAUGGAGACACAUUUGUACCUGCUGAACAAAUUUAUGUCGACCAACCGAGUGGCUUUCAAGUUACAGGAAUGAAAGAUAAAGUUUAUAGACUACAUAAGGCAUUGUAUAGAUUAAAACAGGCUCCUCGAGCAUGGUACAGUAAGAUUGAUGAUCAUCUCAUUCAUUAUGGCUUCAAAAGAAGUGAAAAUGAAGCCACUUUAUAUAUGAAGAAGGCUAAAGGUGUAGAUGUGCUAGUGGUAUCACUCUAUGCUGAUGAUCUUCUGGUAAUCGGAAGCAAUAAAGCUAUGGUGAAUCAAUUCAAGCGAGAAAUGGAGACUAAGUUUAAGAUGUCAGACUUGGGUGAAAUGAAUUACUUUUUGGAAAUGGAGAUUCAUCAAGCUACUAAUGGAAUUUUCAUUUCCCCAGAGAAAAUAUGCAUGGGAUGUUCUUAA
Capsicum annuum is the source of this 2172-nucleotide messenger RNA. RefSeq lists its product as uncharacterized. The transcript is spliced from 5 exons. Lineage: Eukaryota; Viridiplantae; Streptophyta; Magnoliopsida; Solanales; Solanaceae. The coding region runs from base 1 to 2172 and encodes 723 amino acids. The record is from RefSeq and is a predicted model, not a curated record. Gene Ontology annotation, molecular function: nucleic acid binding.